GCGGAGGGGCGGGCUAGGAGGCCGGCGGUGACCCCUCCUCAGGCCUGCGGCUCCCCACGUCCACGCGGAGAGGCCGGGCAGUAAAGAAUGCUGAUGGGAGAACUAUUUCCCUGAUUUUCAGAGUGUUGAGCUGGUUGCCAUGAUGGAUGAUCAACAAGCUUUGAACUCAAUCAUGCAAGAUUUGGCUGUUCUUCAUAAGGCCAGCCGACCAGCAUUAUCCUUACAGGAAACCAGAAAAACAAAAUCUUUGUCACCAAAAAAGCAGAAUGAUGUACGAGUCAAAUUUGAACACAGAGGAGAAAAAAGAAUCCUUCAGUUCCCCAGACCAGUUAAACUGGAAGAUCUGAGGUCUAAAGCUAAAACUGCCUUUGGACAAUCUAUGGAUCUACAUUAUACCAACAAUGAGUUGGUAAUUCCAUUAACUACCCAGGAUGACUUGGACAAAGCUGUGGAACUGCUGGAUCGUAGUAUUCAUAUGAAGAGCCUCAAGAUAUUACUUGUAAUAAAUGGAAGUAUACAGGCUACUAAUUUAGAACCAUUGCCAUCACUAGAAGAUUUAGAUAACACAGUAUUUGGAGCAGAGAGGAAAAAACGGCUCUCUAUAAUAGGUCCCACUGGUAGAGAUCGAAGCUCCCCUCCCCCAGGAUACAUUCCAGAUGAAUUACACCAGGUUGCCCGGAAUGGGUCAUUCACCAGUAUCAAUAGUGAAGGAGAGUUCAUUCCAGAGAGCAUGGACCAAAUGCUGGACCCGUUAUCUUUAAGCAGCCCUGAAAAUUCUGGCUCAGGAAGUUGUCCAUCACUCGAUAGUCCUUUGGAUGGAGAAAGCUAUCCAAAAUCACGAAUGCCUAGGGCACAGAGCUACCCAGAUAAUCAUCAGGAAUUUUCAGACUGUGAUAACCCUAUCUUUGAGAAAUUUGGAAAAGGAGGAACAUAUCCAAGAAGGUAUCAUGUUUCAUAUCAUCAUCAAGAGUAUAAUGAUGGUCGUAAAACUUUUCCAAGAGCUAGAAGGACCCAGGGGACCAGCUUCCGGUCUCCUGUGAGUUUUAGUCCUACUGAUCACUCCUUAAGCACUAGUAGUGGAAGCAGUAUCUUUACCCCAGAGUAUGAUGAUAGUCGAAUAAGAAGAAGGGGAAGUGACAUAGACAAUCCUACUUUGACUGUAAUGGACAUCAGCCCACCCAGCCGCUCACCUCGUGCUCCAACCAACUGGAGAUUGGGCAAACUGCUAGGCCAGGGAGCCUUUGGCAGAGUCUACCUCUGUUAUGAUGUCGAUACAGGAAGAGAGCUGGCUGUUAAGCAAGUUCAGUUUGACCCUGAUAGCCCUGAGACCAGUAAGGAAGUAAAUGCACUUGAGUGUGAAAUUCAGUUGUUGAAAAACUUGCUGCAUGAACGAAUUGUUCAAUAUUAUGGCUGUUUGAGGGAUUCCCAGGAAAAAACACUUUCCAUAUUUAUGGAAUAUAUGCCAGGGGGCUCAAUUAAGGACCAAUUAAAAGCAUAUGGAGCUCUUACUGAGAAUGUGACUAGGAAAUACACUCGUCAGAUUCUAGAGGGUGUCCAUUAUUUGCACAGUAAUAUGAUUGUUCAUAGAGAUAUCAAAGGGGCAAAUAUUCUGCGAGAUUCAACAGGCAAUGUCAAAUUAGGAGAUUUUGGGGCCAGCAAACGGCUUCAAACCAUCUGUCUUUCGGGUACAGGAAUGAAGUCUGUCACAGGCACACCAUACUGGAUGAGCCCUGAAGUGAUUAGUGGAGAAGGCUAUGGCAGAAAAGCAGAUAUCUGGAGUGUGGGCUGUACUGUGGUAGAAAUGUUAACCGAAAAGCCUCCUUGGGCGGAAUUUGAAGCAAUGGCUGCCAUCUUUAAAAUCGCCACUCAGCCAACCAAUCCAAAGCUGCCACCUCAUGUCUCAGACUAUACUCGAGAUUUCCUCAAACGGAUCUUUGUAGAGGUCAAACUGAGACCUUCAGCUGAUGAACUCUUAAGGCACAUGUUUGUGCACUAUCACUAGCAGCCAGUAACCUCUCCUGUGCCUCUACCUAGCUCCCACCUAUUCAUUCACCUUCUCUCUGACUGCACUUUCUUUUAUAUAAAAAAGAGAGAUGGGGGAGAAAAAAAAGACAAGAGUGAAAGAGUUUCUCUUGAUUCUUGGUUAAAUUUGCCUAAUAAUAAUAGUAACCUAAAUUUUUUAUAUUUAAUCUUUUUUUUUCCUUACAAGAACUUGAAACUUUUUUUUAAAAUUUUUAUAAUGUACUGAUGUGGUUCAGAGAGAUAAAGCACUUUAGUACAUAGUCACUCUUUUUAGUACAAACAAAUCAUUUGGAAUACCUAAAGAUUGUAGUCUCCCUGUGUCACUGACAGAUUGGUGGUGAUGGGGAGACAUGGAAAACAAGGAGAAAAUUAUGUAUAAUUUGUAGUUUUUAGUGAUAGUAUUUAAAAUAGAUCCUCAUUUGUGGGGUUGAGCCCUAAACUUCAGUUUAGGGUAGGUACUCAACUUAAAGAAUAUAGAUUCCUUCCUUUAUCUGUAUUCUUUAGAAUCCAAACCUCUGUUUACCAAGCUUUUUGCUCAGUAGGAAUCUUGAUAGAAAAUAUGAAUCUCUAAGAGGUAUGUUUAUUUGUUAAUCCUAACCAGUAUAAUAAGCAAAUACACUAUAAAAGAUCCAUGUUACUGGAAUCUGUAAACCUUGAGGGAUAGCUUUCUGUUUUUUGUUUUGUUUUGUUUUGUUUUUGUUUUUUAAGGAUACUAUUUUAUUUUAAAACAGAUAUGGAAAGACAGUGAGCAAGUCCAAAUUAAAAGACAAAAGGAGGUUGCUCUAAUAUAUGAAAGAAGAGACCACAUUUGCCAGUCAAUAGAAAUAAUGCAAAGAACUAAGUACUAUUUAGUAUAUUUUAAACUAUAUUCUUUACCUGAGGGAGACAGUCCCAAAAUUAAGGGAAAGGAGAAGUAAUCAGAAUAAUGCUAUAUCUUCCUAUUUCUGGAUCCCGAUUCUCAUAGAUAACAUUUUUUUAGGAACUAAGAGUUGAACCUAGAGUAUCCAUAAAACUAGUGUCAUGAGAUAAAACCCUUGUUCUUGGGAUCACAAAAUACUAAAGUCCCUCAAAAAAUAGCUGUCAUGAAAAACAGUGGUUCUCAAGAGGGGGACUGAUUUCUCUUGUCAUUUGGCAAUUACCAGAGACAUUUUUGGCUGUCACAAUUGCGAGGAUGCUAGUGGUAUCUAGUGAGUAGAAGCCAGGGAUGCUGCUAAACAAACUACAGUAUACAAGGACAGCACCUCCUACCCCCAACAAAUAAUUAUCCUGUCCCAAAUGUCAAAAAUGCCAAAGCUGAGAAACCCUGUUGUAAAACUAGCCCGUUAUAAGCUGAUAACUUGCAAAAAGUAAAUUUCAGAGAGAAAGUGAUAUAAUGCAUAAUGAGGGUUUUACAAGAGCAGAUACCACUACUUCAAGUCAAGUAAAUGAUCUCAACAGCAGAUAGCAAUCUGAUCCUUAUCAGCUGCAUGUUACACCCAAACCAGUAAAUUCCAUUUUAGAAAGAAAAUGAAUUUAAACAUGGAGCUUAUUGAACUCGGCCAUUUGUAUAUAUUCUUACCUCAAAAGUCAAUUUAUAAUUGCAGGAAAAGAAAAGCAUAUCAAAACAAAGUAUUAAGUACUUUAUUAGAAGGUUAAAAAACUGCCAGGUAUUUCUAGUGUAUUGUAUCCACUAAGAGCAAGGACAUUAAAUGGAAGAGACAGCUAGUUGAAUUCCACUGUCUCUAAUGGACUUGUGCUACUGAAAAACAUGAAUGAUAUCGGUAAUUUGGCCACUUGCAUUUUUUUUUUUUAAGUAUAUUAAAGCAAGUGCUAAGUAAUUUAUUUUAAGAUCUAAAAAAUAGUAAUCUUCCUGGAGGCCCUAAGUGUGAUGCCUUUCAUGGAAUUCAUAGGGGGCUCAGGUAUUUUCUUUUCUGCCAAACAGUAUACUCCUUAGGGACUCUUUUAAAACACUGUUUCUGAUGUUAGGUAGGUCUUGGUUCACAGUGCCAAGGUCCUAUCUGGCAUUCCUUGUAGGAAAUAUGAAAUUCCACUAUCUGGCCUGAGAAAUCAAUGCCCAGAUAUACUUGUCAAGGCUUCUCCCAUACCCUUAUAAUCAAAGGAAGCAAUUCACCAGGAAGAAUAGGAAUUAGUGGCCCCCUCCCCCUGGAAAAUCAACUGUCAAAUCUUGUGCUGUAUACAUAGUCCCCAAGGAUAUGGAUCUAUUAUAAUUUGUUUUUUAUGAGUGAAAGCAUCUCUUCUACUUGAGCAAGAUUAUAGUAUCUGGACCAGUGGGCUUUUCAUUUGUUUCUUUGUCUUGUGCAGUUAUGAUUUCCUUUUGGCCUAUUUUUAGUCUGUCAGGGUAACCAGCAGUGCACAAUAUGAGACAGAUGCUCGUUAGAGGGAAAUCUUGGGAGACUAUGAAACCCAAAGCAAAAUUGUUUGCUUUUUUUUUAGUCUCUCUUCUUUUUAAAUGCUAUGGAAAAUAAAAUCAUCUGAAAAGAAACUACUACUUUAACACUGCUGCAGAAGACCUUUGUUUUAUAAGAAAUAUUAUUAGCUAUGGGAAAAUAUUGUUCUUUAUGUAAAGACUUAAAAAUAGACUAAUAGUUUACAGAGUUACUAUAUAAAAUGUGAUGUGAAUUUAUUUCAGACAAGUUGUAAUGGUACCAAAAACCACAAUAAAAGUUAAUAUAUAUAAAAGCUACUAGAACAAAAAAGCUUGAAGUGGGGAGGUAUGGAAGACCAAAAGUAAAUUUAAAAAAUAAAAUUCUGAAAGAAAACACCUCUAUCAGGGGAAGUUAGAUAUAACACUCCAAUUUUUUCUUUCUAAUAAUGAUAUGGAUCAACAAAUGAAAUUUGAACUUUUUAAGAUGACUCUAAAUGUGUUUUAUUUUUUAAAUGCACAACUGAUUCUUCUAUACUGUAAUGUUUCUUUGCUGAGGCUGGAAAAUGGCCAGACUGCUGACUUUGUGCCUUUAAAAUGCAUUCUGCUUUGAUUGUGGCAGACUUUUUGGUGCUGGAGAAGAUUCACUAGCAGUCUUACAUGUGCUUUUCAGGAAAUCUCUUUCUACUUAGGCCUUGAGAGAUUCAAAAUGGUAUGAUUUAAGUUGGGCCAAAUAUAAGAUCUUUUACAUUGCGAACAAAGUGUAUUGAAUAAAAGGGUUGAAAAAUAUAAUGACUAAUGGAAAAUUUGAUGGUUGAUAAUUAUUUAAAAUGUAUUUAAAAUAUACAGACUUUGAAAUUUUCAAUGUGAAUAUUUUCAAAAUUUUUCAGUUUUCCUCAUUUACAAAAGCAUGUUUCUGACUUGAAAAAUGUUAAAGACUGUUGCCUUAGAAAGUUUUCAAAGGCAUAGUCAACCUUACAUAUUUAUACAAGAUAUUGAAAUUCACAGGCUGAACUAUAAAAAAAAUUUAAACUUAUUUUAGAGUAAAUUGAAUUGGCUUUCACUUGAGAGUCUUUAUCUUAUUCUCAAUAGAAACUACAUUAGAAAGGUGAAAUUAUUUAUUUAGAGUAGCUUUCUGAUGCUUCACUUCUUACAUAUGUCAGGUCUUGUCUGUAGUAUUUCUGAGAUGGAGUUGUUAAAACAUACGUGAAGUCAUUAAGAAAAUAAAAUUUGAAUAGUUUAUAGGGAUGAUCAAGCUUGAGUGCAAAAGCUAAGAUGUUUGCCAGAUACAAACCCCUUGGCCUAUGGCAGAGUUCUGUGCCAAUUAUUUCAUUUGGGUUCUCAGGACCAGUAGCUUGAUAUAAAAUCACCUGGUGUCAAUCAAGUAUAGUAAUAUAUCAAUUUUAAAAAAAUAGAUGAAUCUUUUUCAUUUGCUUAUUCAAUAAUUGUGGCUUAUUGUGUCAGGUACUAAAGGGAGGUCACAGUCUAGGAGGAAACAUGGGCAUACCCUAACUCUGAAAGUAAAGCAAUGAUGUUUUAAAAUAUUAUUUUUAUAAUGUAAGGGGAACGCAGUUUGGGGGUAAUCAUUGGCUGUUUUAAACUAAAAUGUCAUUAACAACAGAGAUUAAAAGUAUCCCCAAAUUAGAGGGACCUCCGUAGAUCAGGCAGCCUCUCUCUCUCAGGACUCCCUCUUACAAAAUCAAGCCUCUGCUCAAACAGUUUCAGUGUUUUUUUUCCUGCUGUUUCUUUUAAAGGAAAAAAUAUUUUCUUUAGGUCUAAAUUGUUAAACUGCCCAAACCACUUGAUAGAAAUUGAAUUCUGUCGGUAGUGUUAGAUCAGUACAAUUUCUUGAGACCAGACUGUUUUAUAUUGUUUGACCUUUGUUACAAAUAUAAUUAAUGUUCAUAUUUAUUUGAAUUUUAAGGUUGGUUAAAUGUUAACGAAAAUCAAUUUAAUGAUUAA
Molecule: messenger RNA, 6346 nt
Organism: Pteropus alecto (black flying fox)
Lineage: Eukaryota; Metazoa; Chordata; Mammalia; Chiroptera; Pteropodidae
Gene: MAP3K2
Product: mitogen-activated protein kinase kinase kinase 2
Exons: 17
Coding region: 140-2002 (620 amino acids)
Biological process (GO): protein phosphorylation
Molecular function (GO): protein binding; protein kinase activity; ATP binding
Source: RefSeq, a predicted model, not a curated record